CGAACACUGAAAGCGAGGACUCCGUCACGCCCUGUUAUCAAUGAACGACUUUUCAUUUUGUGAAUUCAGCAGAAUAUAUGACCAUGGUUGUCUUCGCUGUUAUAAAUGCUGAUGAAACUGGCCGUCUCCAGGUGAAAUUCCGAGCAAGAUGAUCAAGCGGAAAGCACGAGAUGACGGCGUGACUUCGCGAUCGUCGGUUUCACAAAAGCCAUUGACUCGACGUGAGCAUCGAGAAGCUACUACGAAUGAUGACGAGCGAGCGGCCAUGGGGCAUCGCUCGAUCUUCUGCGAGGCUGGUGGUCUCGACGAUGAUAUCGGUUGUUAUGUGACGAAAGAUAUUCUUGACCAAACUUCCAGCGCGGAGCAUUCUGAUCGCCGUGACGAGGUCAGCGGAUGGAAAUCGAGCAAGGAUAGUCAUGAAACGUUGAGGCCCGCUCCACUGCUUGGACCACUGUCUACUUCAGUCACCACAAUGUUCACGCCAACCUCCGUCGAUGCAAUACGAGCGGCACCAGGGCCUUGUGUCACAUUGUAUCAGCGACCGGAGAUUCGUGCAGUCGAAUCGAACUUUUCUCUACCAUGGACACGAUCGGACAUCGAUCAAGAGCAGGCCGCCACCUCAAGCGUGUCCCAAGAUCUGUUGUCGCGUCGUAAUCGGCCACACCCUCACCGAGAGUAGAUAGUGCCCUGCAAUGCUCCGCGGUCCAAGGGUCACCUCCACGGAACCGAAAACUCAACGUUCGCGAGGUUGAUGAGCAUGAUGACUAUGGUGGAGCGCUAUUGUCAAUGCUGGAAAGGGAACUUCUAAAAAAGAGGAAGCUGCAAACCGACACCCGUGAUUUGCCAAUCACACGC
Dissoconium aciculare CBS 342.82 is the source of this 855-nucleotide messenger RNA. RefSeq lists its product as uncharacterized. NCBI's taxonomy places the organism in Eukaryota, Fungi, Ascomycota, Dothideomycetes, Mycosphaerellales, Dissoconiaceae. Bases 149 to 679 code for a protein of 176 amino acids. The record is from RefSeq and is a predicted model, not a curated record. The transcript is spliced from 4 exons.